AUGCUUCCGAUGAACCUAUACCAAGAGGUUAUCCAAGCACCGGACUCCGAGAUGUCCUUUGCUGCUGAGAUUUAUGAUAUCUUCCUCGGUCGUUACACUCACGUUGGCGAGAGUCGAUGGGAAGUAAUCGAGGCCGUACGGAUCGACUUGACGAGGAAUAUGUCUGGUGUUCUCCGGCCAAUUCAGGAGGAGGCUAAAUUCGGCCUGAAUCAGCUAAUUGGGGAUUCGGCAGAGUGGAAAACGCUCAAUAGCUACCAUCUGGUUCUCCGCAUGAUCGGGUUGAUGAGUGGCCGGGUUUUCGUUGGCAUGCCCUUGAGUCGCGAGGAGGACUGGAUCCGGGCUUCGAUUACCUUCGCUACGGACGUGGGGAAAAGUCGCAUGGCUGCUCUGCGAUGGAACCCUUGGAUCAGGCCUUUUGUCCUCCCGUUUCUUCCCGAGGUACGCCAUACGCGACGAGCACUUCAAAAAGCAAAUGAGCAGAUGCGGCCUUUGGUGAAGGAAGUUCUCCGAAGUGAGAGCUUGCCUGAAGAAAAACCGGCGAAACCAGGCGCUCCUGGGGCUUUCGUAUCGUGGAUGAUGAAGUAUCUGACGCCCGAGGAAAAGACUCCAGAGACAAUGGGAACCAACCAGAUGUUGCUUUCUUUUGCUGCUAUUCACACAACUUCCGGCACGACCACUCUGGCUCUUCACGAUUUGCUCGGCCGCCCCGAAUACAUCCAGCCUCUGCGUGAGGAAAUUGCAGAAGUCAUCAAGGAAGAUGGUGUGGAGAAAGACGAAGCUGGGCAAGUGUUUUUGUCAAAGUCUUCGGUGGGCAAAUUGAAGAAGCUCGACAGCUUCAUCAAGGAAAGUCAGCGCACAAGUCCACUGAGCUUUGAGUACAAUGCCGAGACCGGCAAUGCACCACCAAGCGAAUUCGACGGUUUCCGUUUCGCACGUCUACGAGAUCAACCGGGUCGUGAGAUGAAGCAUCAAGCUGCGACUACGGGGCCAGAUGCGUUCAACUUUGGGCAUGGCCCGCACGCAUGCCCGGGGCGCUUCUUCGCUGUCUAUGUGAUCAAGUGCAUAUUCAUUGAGUUGUUGAUGAACUAUGAUAUUCAUUUAAAAGGUAAUGCCGGCAAGACGACGGAGAGGCCACCGAAUCAGAUCAACAAAAUGAUCGUGCAGCCGAAUUUCGGGGCCGAGGUUGAGGUGCGAAAGCGUACGGAGGCUUGA
Messenger RNA from Colletotrichum fioriniae, 1212 nucleotides. The record is from RefSeq and is a predicted model, not a curated record. NCBI's taxonomy places the organism in Eukaryota, Fungi, Ascomycota, Sordariomycetes, Glomerellales, Glomerellaceae.